ACUUGAACUGCAGCUGAAUGGUCAGAAGGAAAUUAGUUUGGUUAGAGCUGAGCGCGUUGUUUGAACGAAACGGUAAAAACGAUUAGCGAAUUUGACUUAAACGAGAGUCGCUUUUUGGAUUUGUGCCAGAAGAAAGUGCGAUUGCUGUGAUAAGCAUUUAUCAACAAAAACAAAUAUAAAAACAGUGCGAAUAUUUUCAAUAGAUAUUUUGCUUACAUAACAGUAAACUACAUGUGAAUACAAAAAAAAAAUAUGUCUUGCAAUUGGCUAAUUUAUUUGGCUUAUUUCCUGCUGGCACCGACACUACUGCCAGCGGUUACGUAUCAUAGACGUAAUUAUGAUUUGAGAUAUGGCAACUCGGAUAUGCCGCAAUGGAAACUGAGGGCAUGUCAAAAGACACAAAGAGAAAAGAUCAACUUGCACUAUAUUUGUGAUGAGAAGGGUAAUGUCAAAUGUCUACCCGGCUGGCAGGGUGACCUGUGUCAAGUGCCACAAUGCAGAAAAGGAUGUGAUCCCAUGAAUGGCUACUGCCAAUGCCCGGACGAGUGUCGCUGUCGCAUCGGUUAUACGGGAGAAUUCUGUGAGCGUUGCAUACCACUGCCAGGCUGCCAACAUGGCUACUGCAAUAAACCGUUCGAAUGCAUUUGCAAGCCCGGUUGGGAUGGUCUCUUCUGCACCGAACCCACCUGCCGUUCGGGUUGUCACAACACACGCGGCUAUUGUGAGGCGCCCGGUGAGUGUCGCUGCCGCCUGGGCUGGGCGGGGCGCAAUUGCAGUGAUUGUGCCGUGUUGCCCGGCUGCCAGCGUGGCACAUGUCAAAAGCCACUCGAAUGCAAUUGCCUGCCGGGCUAUACAGGACUACUGUGCCAAACAGCUAUUUGUGCUGCGGGCUGUCACAAGCAGCGUGGAUACUGCACCAAGCCGGGCGAAUGUCGGUGCAAAGUCGGUUGGACAGGACCGAAUUGCGAUCAAUGUUUUGCCUAUCCGGGUUGUGUGAAUGGCCACUGCGAAAGGCCAUGGGAGUGCAAUUGCAAACCCGGUUGGGGUGGCAUGCUCUGCGAUGAGAAGUUGACAUACUGCGACGAGCAUCCGAACACUUGCGAAAAUGGCGGACGCUGCAUAUCGUUCACUAAGGAUGACGGUAGUUAUCGCUGCGAAUGCAAACAAGGUUAUCUGGGUAAAAAUUGUGAGAUUUUAGACGAAUUCAUGCUGACCUCAACGGCAGCGCCGCGCAUCACGCCGCCACCAAUGCCCGGUUGGGGAGACGAAUCGGACGCAGAUAUGCUAAAUAAUGAUGAUGACGACGAUGACGGGGAUAACCGCAUCGGCAGUGAUUAUCAGCUGGGGACACAUAAAGUGCAACAAAAUAAUGGCGCAAUAACAACAACAGCAGCAACAAUAAGCAAUGCGGCCGGUCACAGCGAGUUGGCAAAGCCACUGCAACCACCAACAACACAACUGUAUGCUGGAACGGUAACCACUUUGACUGCCGUUGACAAGAUGACAAAUUUAAAUGACACUAAAUCCAUUGUGGCCCACGAUACUAAUAAUAUUAAGCCGCCAGAAGCAGCUGCAGUGGCUGCCCAGCCGACUGUGUCCGUCCAAUUGCCACAAGCGGCAAGAAAUGCGACUGACGUGCAAAUGCAAGCAGUAACAACAACAAGCGACACAACAACAACAGCGAGUAAACGUACUCAUUUGAAUUUAAUUAAUGCCACAGUAUCGGCUUUAAGCGCCCACCCUGCAUUGCCCGGCCGUGAGGCGGACGAAAAUAGCACCAUUAAGAGCGCUCCACUAGCGAAUCGAACACACAGCAGCAGCAGCAGCACAACACCAGCCACACCCACAGCCAUUUCGAGUCCCAUACCGAUUCCAUUGCAUUUCCUGGAACCAGCGCUCACGCACAAUGAGGUCACACAUACAGCGGCUGCAACGGUAAAUUCAAAUCUGGCCGCUGCUUCCGGUAAUCCAGCUGAUGAAGAUGCUAAUCGUGAUGAAUACGAGGAGGAUGGCGACGAUGAGGACGAUGACGACGAAGAGGGUGAUGACGAUGAUGAAGAGGGCGAUGACGACGACGACGAUGAUGAUGAAGAUGAAGACGACUUAAUACCAGAUGUGCUUAAUAGUGUUGCCUAGUUGACUUGACAGGCCUACUCAGGAUUGUGGCUGUCCAACGGUUGACUGACACACGACUUCGUUUAAUUACUCAUUACGGCGGUUAUUUGUAUACAAACAUUGUGUAUAACUAUCUGUAUUGGCAUAGUAUUUAUUAUUUAAUUAGCCACAUAUGCUGUUAGCCGUCGAACGCAUGGUUGCAUUGUGUGCUAGCAAAUGUGUGUGGUGUUAUUAUUGUACAAUUAAUAUUAGAAUUUCCCAUUAUUUAUUGUAUUUAUUGUAUAUGCAUGCGAAUUUGUAAUUAAUAUUUAUUUAUUUAUUAAAUAUAUGUAGAAAAUGUUAUGGAAUUUCUC
Molecule: messenger RNA, 2468 nt
Organism: Zeugodacus cucurbitae (melon fly)
Lineage: Eukaryota; Metazoa; Arthropoda; Insecta; Diptera; Tephritidae
Gene: C901
Product: protein eyes shut
Exons: 8
Coding region: 253-2136 (627 amino acids)
Biological process (GO): anatomical structure development; cell communication
Cellular component (GO): membrane; cell surface; extracellular region
Molecular function (GO): signaling receptor binding
Source: RefSeq, a predicted model, not a curated record